Molecule: messenger RNA, 599 nt
Organism: Dipodomys ordii (Ord's kangaroo rat)
Lineage: Eukaryota; Metazoa; Chordata; Mammalia; Rodentia; Heteromyidae
Product: zinc finger protein 717-like
Exons: 4
Coding region: 294-599 (101 amino acids)
Biological process (GO): regulation of DNA-templated transcription
Source: RefSeq, a predicted model, not a curated record
UGUGAUAUGUUUUUGCUUUCAGUCAUUCAAUAUUUGUUGUGGGAACAUUCAGUUUUACAAAUGUCGUAUGUACAUAAACAUAGAAAUUAGUUGGUUUAAUAAUAUCUAUCUACCAGGAAAUGGACUGGAUUUGUGUUUAUUGGAGACUUUAAUGCUUUGCCUGAGACAUUAAAGAUUCUUCUAAGAUGGCUUUACCAUUUUUCAGCCUAUGUAUUAUGUUUGCAAGAGGAAAUUCUGGGCCCCAAAUCUCACAGAUUCAUUUCUGAAUACGUCAUUUGUCUUAUAUCCCAGCCAUGCUUCCAGAAUCCUCUGCUCAUUGUCAGCAGCAAGACAGAAUGAAUGGAUCUCUGAAGCUGAUAUCAUUUGAUGAUGUGGCUGUGUACUUCACAUGGAAGGAGUGGCAGGAUCUGGAUACUGGUCAGAGGACCCUUCACAGAGAUGUAAUGCUGGAGACCUAUAGCAACCUAAUGUCCUUGGGGCACUGUGUUCCUAAACCUGAAUUGAUUGUGAAGCUGGAGCAAGGUGCAGAACCAUGGAUAAGAGAAGCCUCAGACAAGAAUUUCACAGAGAAGUCUUUCAUAAAGAGGAAAAGACAAUAA